Molecule: messenger RNA, 4014 nt
Organism: Penicillium argentinense
Lineage: Eukaryota; Fungi; Ascomycota; Eurotiomycetes; Eurotiales; Aspergillaceae
Exons: 3
Coding region: 1-4014 (1337 amino acids)
Source: RefSeq, a predicted model, not a curated record
AUGGCCACUCACAACACCAUAUCUCCCUGGAUUGCGGGCUUCGUCGAGCAGUGCCUGGCAUUCUACGUUGGCCAGACUCAGAGUAGCGACGUUGAAGUGAAGGAUGAUGGGACCUGUCUGAACUUCCAUACUCAGCACCCGCCAUGCGUAGCCUUGGUCGCAGAGUGGGGUUUAGGUCCCUCAUGCGACGGCGCAGUGUUUAUCGAUACAAAUAACCAGAUUGAAGGGACUAUCCCCAAAGACUCGCUGGAUACGUCCAGCACGAUCAUCUCGAAUCCGACGUCGCCCAGAAAGUACCGUAUUGAGCUCUUGAGCUUUGCAUUGAUCGUUGCAUACAAGGAGCCCUCACCUGACGUCCGCAUAAGGGUGAGCCGCUUUCGUAUCGACUGGGAAGGGAAAGAACAAAAAUUUGUGCCCAAAAAGAAGCUGAGAAAGGUCAAUGUUGUUAAAGAUCUGUUGGACAAGACAGUCCGAAAGGCCAACAGUGCUCCACACGCGAGCGAAUCUGUUACUACGCCAAGCCCGUCAGCUGGGCUUACCAGUCCGAGAGACGGAAUCACUGCACAACCGGAUCCUCUUCAGAGCAGCCCAUUGAACGGGGCUGGGUCACAGCUCUAUUCACAAAUACCGUCCACCCAGCAUGAUUUACCGGAGCAGAGGACGGACACUGGCCGCUCUCUUUUACAAACCGGGGCUGCCCUACUCCGACAUCUCAACCCAUUUCAAUCUAAGUCAAAGAAAGAACCAGAUUCCUACGGCCAGCUUCAGAGCAGUCCAAAGGCGCUUGCUGCGACCAGCGAAGCUCCGCAGAUGACCGUAGAUGAAGCACCAGCCCCGCAUGGCCCGCAUGACUCGCAUGAUUUGACCUCAAACAGGAUUCUUAGCCGUGAAGCGUCUAUUGAAUCUCAGGUAGGGGCCGAUGCUCUCGAAACCACUGUCGGCACACCUUCCGGUAUUCUGGCCUCUCCAACUCUGAAAACUGCUCCCAAGCAGGCGAGGACCGUUAUAUGUCCUGCCUCGCCACCCUCCACAGAGACUAGAGAGCUUUCUUCUAAGACAGUCGAGCAAUCCUUAGAUUUAGAAUUGGCAGCUGCUGCGAGCAGGGGCUCUCCGCGAAAGCGCUCCCGUGAAAGCCAUGGCGAAGCACCAGUGGUAGAUACAAGCGAGCGCAUGGACAUGCACUCGAACAGUGGGGAGCCAUCCAGAAAGAAACAAAAAACGGCUCCUCCAGAAAUUUCGACCGAGCAUUGUGAGACUGUGGUUCCGACGACCGAAACUACCAAAUCGCCAGACAAACGGAAUGGGAAGCCGCAUAAUCCAACGGAUCCUAAAGGUGUCAAACCAAGUCGCGCAAAUCCAUGGCAAUGGACUGGUAAUAUUCCGGCGAGAGAGGUUCGAAUCCCAAAGGACCAGAGCGCGAUCCUUGACGAUACCAAAAUCUGCUGGAUUCCACCAUUGCCAGGCACUCCCGAGCCUAGAGGACAAGUGCCACCUGCGCUGCUACGGCAGUGGAAUAACAUGGCAAAGCGACGGCACCAGCUUGCUGAAGAAAAAAGGGCUACAUCGGAACAGACUGCACUUUCAGAGCAGCUUGUAUCUUCAGAGCGACCUGCUUCUACAGAACAACCUACUACCCCUACCCAACAAUCCGACUCAAGUUCUGAUUCCGACAGCGAGUCUGGGGAAGAAAUCCCGUGGUCUCCUAGUCCUGAGUACGAACAGCCACGUCAACGGCUACCGACUGACAGUAGUCCGUUGAAAGGACGGUCCCCUGCCAAGCGACUGCCAAAUCUAGCUGAGGCGGAGACUGAACCUAGGCAACCAGACACAACUUCGACUGCUAUGGAUGAACAAAGCUCAUUGCAAACCCAAGAUAUCGACAAAAGUGCUUCGGAGACCAACAAAAAAAGCCCCAAACUCGAUAGUUCUAAUGCUCAAAAAGAUAGAGACGGGGAUAUCGAAAUGGAAACUGCCAAAUAUCCCUCUCAAGAUGCUCCAAACCAGCAGGAGCAUGAGACGGCCCCUGAGAACAACUCGCGGGAAGAAUCAGCGGACAGACAAAUCCCAGCUCAAGGUCCAUCGCCAUCCAAGGAGAACGACCCCGAGCCUAUUUCCUGCCCCAUCGACCAUGAUUCGGGCGAUGAGAGUGACGAGUCAAUGAUGGAUACGUCUGUUCCUUUUGCACUCGGCGGAAGUUGGCCAGAAACAUCGCAAAGUACUCAGAGGGAACAAGAGCAAGGGCAGGAGCAGGAGCAGGGACAAGAACAGGGGCAGGGUCUUGCAAGCUCGGAUCGCUCGCUUCCAGCAGAAAAGAACGAUCACGUCCAGGUUACAGAAACUCCAGCGGGUAAUAACAGUCGCUUUCCUUGUGUCCAACAAGCAAAGGAAGAAGAUAAGCCUGAAGUUUCUGCUGAGCUUCUUUCUUCGUCUCAGCUCUACAAAGGAUCAUCGCAAUCCCGAGUCCUCAACACCUAUCCUUUUCACGGAAGCCAUGAACAGCCCCAGUCAUCAAAUGAAGAUCUUCGUUCUUCGGUCCGCUCGAAGGGAUCCGUCCAGGUCAGGGGCACUCAACCCAAGACAAACAACCAUGACAAGCAAUCGCAAGAUCUCAAUCAAAAACAGUCACAAUCAGAAGUGGUACUUGAUUCAUCAGGCCCGGCUCAGCGUCACCAGGAUACCUCUCGACUGAGUUCAAAUGCCACUGCCGACCUGCCCUCUCAUCAGAGUGCGAGCUCUCAUGGCGCAGAAGCAUCCCCAGCCCAUCAGCCCACCCAGGACUCCAUGGCAGGCCUUUCUUCUGUUGGUCAGCCUGAAGACCCACAAGUUUCUCCUCUCAAUCGUUUCAUGCCAGUAUCCAACGAAGGUCAAUCCCCAUCCCAAAGGGCCAAAGAAUCGCGAUGGGAAACUCACAACGCAUCGCAAAAAUUGCCGGCCACCCAGAGUGCAGGUCUCAUUGCUCGUCGACUGGGUUAUCUCGACAAUCCGCAGCAGCUUGCCGAGGCGAAAGGGAUAUUCGAAAAGUUCCGCAGCGAAUAUUCUCAUUACACUGGGAAUUUUGCUCAUUUCACUGAACUAUGUUCGAAGCUACAAGCCGUCAGGGCCGGGGGACACUUGCAACGGUCACCGAUGUGGGAUGACUUUAUCAUCAUGCAUCUCACCCAUUUCCCAAGCCAUGUCGAACACCACUCAUCCCAAGAGACGAAUUCGUCGAGCUACGAAGAAUAUUUCAUCUUCAACCAUUCUUAUCCGGUGCACAAGAAGCGUUGUCUGACGCUUCCAUCGUUAGCUGCGGCUGCAUCGCAGUUCAUCUCUGCAGAAAAGAACUCCCUCCUCAUCACAAGCGACCAUGACCUUCCAACCUCCUCGGCACCUCAAGGUGAGAGUAGGGAGAUUUCUUUCACAACGGACUUGGUCAACCAAUUCACCAACUUCCAUGCCCACUCAUUCAGCGCACCCCCGUCAAGCAGUCUUCCUGCGAUUCAUAACGAACAAGAACAAGGACAUGAGCUCGAACCCGAGCAUGAACCUGAGCCUGAAUCCAUUGAGCGAUCCUCUUCUAAAAUCCUAUCGAUGGACAUCAGGGAGUCUUCCGCAGCGCCCUCCGAGAUUCCAGACACACAGAAUCUGCCCCUAAGCAGCUAUGAAGACGAGGUGAUGAAAUAUACCUCCAUGGAAAAUGUCGAGGGAGUCUCAGACUUUUCCGACGCAGACGACACACGCCACGAAACAGCCAGUAUUGAAUUAGGCGACGAGACAUUCGUUUCUCAGAAAGAUCUAUCCACGAACGACAAUGCCAGUCCCGAUGGGGACUCUGAGCCAGAAAGCGAAGAGAACUGGUUCUUGGCGUUGCGGCGCUCACUCAUUCCGACACCAGCUUGGUCCGAUGACCCCAACACGCCGUUCAAACGAUGGGCCGAGGCUGAUCAGAAUAUUAUGAGCGAGCGGCGACGGCGUGGGGGAGCUAAAAUCCUUCUCGAUGCGAAAGGCGUCAUUCGACGACCUACCAACCGUUGA